AUGCAGUAUUUUCACGGAACUGCAAGUAAAAGAAGCACUAGGCGUAAGAACCACACAGGCGCUUUCCAGGUCUCCUGGUCGCUGGAAGAAUCGCCGCUGUUCUCUCUCUUACCUCCUGAAAUCCGCUCCAAAGUCUUUGCUUUUGUGCUGUCAGACUAUGAAGACACUAAUUCCCUAUACCACAUCGACACCUGCUAUUCGCGACCUUCGUAUUUCGCCCCUCGCAAGACUAGCACUGAGCUGCUGAGGACAUGCCGCGCCAUAUACCGAGAGACCUGGUUUCUCCCCUUUAUUCUCACGGAGCAGACGCACUGGAUUUCUGCCCCGGAUCGCGCGCCUCCCAACUACAAUAGCUGGAACAGCAUCACGAAACUCAAACGGCUGCUCCCUGAAAUCGCUCGGCAGUUGAACCAAGACAAAGUCGAAAUUGAAAGCCUUCAUGUUUUUGCGCAAAUGUAUCGUGUCGAGGAUGGCGGGUUGGCCCAGCUACUACACACCUCCGGUUUACAUCCUCGCCGGCUGACGCUGACAAUUCGCCACACGGACUGGUGGCUCUGGGAAAACGACGAGCCGCUGCGCUUCGAAGCGGAUUGGAUUAACAGAGUACAAACGGGGAUGUCACCUUCAAUGCAAGAGUUUCGACUUGAGCUCGAAUCGUUGGAACGCAAAAAGGAUCAGAUUGAUGCCAUUGCCCAGCAUAUAGCCGAGAAUUGGUUCUUCAAGAAACUUGACGGUAAUGUUCUAUACGCGGACGUGUCGGGCAAAUGUCACGAAGUAUCUCGAUGGACCGGUACGAGUACGUGGCAUAAUAAGCGAUGGACUCGCGACGAAAAUGCAGCUGGCCAGCUGGAUUAUUACAUCCUGACCAUCACCUUUAUCAACCAGUUUUGCCAGCCAAUCCUCUGCGUCUUACAGUCCUGUGCAUUACGAACUUUCACAAUCCAAUCAUAG
Messenger RNA from Trichoderma atroviride IMI 206040, 951 nucleotides. RefSeq lists its product as uncharacterized. Lineage: Eukaryota; Fungi; Ascomycota; Sordariomycetes; Hypocreales; Hypocreaceae. The record is from RefSeq and is a predicted model, not a curated record.